Messenger RNA from Salmo salar (Atlantic salmon), 10122 nucleotides. RefSeq names its product kinesin-like protein KIF26B. The record is from RefSeq and is a predicted model, not a curated record. Gene Ontology annotation, biological process: microtubule-based movement. Lineage: Eukaryota; Metazoa; Chordata; Actinopteri; Salmoniformes; Salmonidae. Gene Ontology annotation, molecular function: ATP binding; microtubule binding; microtubule motor activity.
UGAGUAUUUAUGAAUUAUGUUACUGAUUAGGCCUAAACCUUUUUGAUCCAACUGAACAUACUGUAGUCUACCACCUCUGCUCCAGAUACUUUUAAUGCAAUCUUGCAACCAUAACCAUCGUCAGCUGUAGGCCUACUACAUCCCUCUCUAGUCAGCAUUUACUCCCUCCAAAAGUUAACAGGACAAAUGAGCUGCCACAUGUCAGUCAACAAAGUAUUGAUUCACUAUUGGUCCGCCAGCGAGGAAAGGGCAGAGAGGACCCUCCCUCAGCCAGAUGUGCGCGAGCAUCUAUCUCCAGUCGGCACCUCUGGCUUCAGAUGAGCACUGAGCCUCCUGCAGGCACACGGACAGCCAGAGGAAUACCAGAGCUGUGCCUCUGCCCCGGACUCUACAGCGCUGCAGACGCGCGUCCCCACUGUCUACGCUGAGCCUGUGCAGCAGCGGCUGCAUUCACUCUGCUACCGCCCUGCUUGUUGUAUUUCGCCGCUCCCAGAAGAGAAACCCGUCUAUACCCCACUCAUACAGGCGGACCUGUUCACAUUUUCACUGUGGAUUUUAAGUCGUUACAGGAGACCGUGGAUUGGAACUAAUUAUUGCGCGUAUUGGAUACAUUUGAGCGGAAUUACUGUUAGGUUAUUGUUUUUCAUGGUUGGAGACAGUAUGCUAUAUUGAUAUCCAAUCUGCGUGAUAUUAGUUCAUCAUUGAGAAGCACGCGGAGGGGCGUGGAAUUCAUUGACAUCGAUUUGGUGUCCUUGUGUGUAAAACAACCGAGAUAUUUUCUCCCCACUCCUCCCUUCCCUCACCUUCAGCAUGACUUCUCUCUCUGGGACCAAAGAGAGGUCUGUGACCAGCAGGAGCAGAAAAUACGGGAUUACCGACACCUCUCCGACAAAAUCAGCCUCCUUCUCCCCGGAGACAUGGUACAGAAAGGCCUACGAGGAGUCCCGGACCGGCAGCAGACCCGCUCCAGAGGGAGUCGGCUCCAUGCCUAGCUCCACAGGCACCCCCUCCCCAGGAUCUGGCACCUCUUCCCCGGGCUCUUUCUCUGGUUCCCCCGGGACCAUAUCCCCAGGGAUCGGGACCUGUUCUCCCGGGUCUCUGGGUGGAUCGCCAGGUUUUGGUACAGGUUCUGGCAGCGGGAGUUCCCCUGGUUCUGAGAGAGAGAGGGGGAUAUGGUGUGAGAACUGCAACGCCCGGCUGACAGAGCUGAAGAGGCAGGCGCUGAAGCUGCUGAUUCCCGGCCCCUACUCCAGCAAGGAUCCCUCCUUCUCCCUCCUCCUCCACGACCAGCUCCAGGUGCCCAACAGCUCGCGGCGGGCGUGGAACGAGCGUGACAGUCGCUGUGACGUGUGUUCCACUCAUCUUACCCAGCUGAAACAGGAAGCAGUCCACAUGGUGCUGACCAUGGACCAGUGGGACCUGUCCCCCAGCUCGUCCCCCACCCUGCCCAGCCGCAGUGGCCUUCCCCAGGGCCCCACAGCACCACGGGACUGGGCCUACCUCCUCUCAGCCUCAGCAGCCUACCCCCAUCCACACCCACACCACCCUACCAUGCCUCCAUCCUCCUCUAGUGCAUCAUCCUCAAGCCCCAGCCACACUGCCUCCAACCCCUGCCAAGGUGCAGCAUCUGUGCGGCAAACCUCUGCCCAGGCAACCUCUUCAGCUCUAGCCCCAGCCUCCUCAUCUAUAGCUCCAUCCUCUGUGCACCAGGGAGGAUACCCCCGCCAUGGGUCCAAGCCCAGCUCCCUAGGGGUCGGCUUGGGGGUUGAGAGGAGAAACGGCUCUCCGGCACACAGCAGUAAAGCCAGCGGUGUUCAGCCGGCCCAGCCGCCCCACAGCCCUAGUAAUAAUGGUUCUGGUAGCGGAGCGUUACUGAGCACGGCAGCCCUGCAGGCUCACCAGUACAUGUCUCGCAGCAAUGGAGGGGGAGUCACACUCUACCCCUACCAGAUCUCCCAGAUGAUAUCAGAGGGGUGUAGAGAGGGUCUGACGGAGGAGGCUCUGAACCACUACAAUGCUGAUGUCCCCGCCCCCUCACCCUCCCAGGUCCCUCCCACUUUGCAGGUUACCACGGCAACCCCAACCACCACCUCUGCUGCUGCAUCCUUCUUCGCCAGAGCUGCCCAGAAGUUGAACCUGUCUUCUAAGAGGAAGAAGCCGCGCCCAGCGCCCCCCCCAGUGGUGUGUGACCCCCCUCUGUUCCCCACCAACUUCAGUGGGACCCUGCAGACCACCCCUCCCCCUGCCCCCCCCUGCCUGCUACGGGCCGCCAGCAAGAUCAAAGACACCCCCGGACUGGGCAAGGUGAAGGUGAUGGUUCGUGUGUGUCCUGUGACUUCCUCAGACGCAGCAGAGUCCAGCUACUUCCUCAAAGUGGACACCAGGAAGAAGCAAGUGACCAUCAUGGAGCCCUCAGCCAACCAGACGCAAGGGAACACCCCCCAGAAACGAGGAGGAGCCAAUCAGGUCCCACCUAAGAUGUUUUCCUUUGACGCUGCUUUCCCCCAUGAUGCAUCACAGGCGGAGGUGUGUGCUGGUACUGUAGCUGAGGUAAUUCAGUCUGUGGUGAAUGGAGCCGACGGCUGCGUCUUCUGUUUUGGCCACUCUAAACUGGGUAAAUCCUACACCAUGAUAGGUGGUGACGAGUCCAUGCAGACCCUGGGGAUCAUCCCCUGUGCCAUUUCCUGGCUCUUCAAGCUCAUCAACGAGAGGAAGGAGAAGACAGGAGCACGUUUCUCUGUCCGAGUCUCCGCCGUAGAGGUGUGGGGUAAAGAGGAGAACCUGAAGGACUUGCUAUCUGAAGUGGCUACAGGCAGUUUGCAGGACAGCCAGUCCCCUGGAGUCUACCUCUGCGAGGACCCCAUCUGUGGCAUGCAGCUCCAGAACCAGAGUGAGCUGCGAGCCCCCACGCCAGAGAAAGCAGCCUUCUUCCUGGAUGCAGCCAUAGCAGCACGCUACAGCAGCAGAGAUCACGCCGACCCAGAGGAACAUCUCAACUCACACAUGCUGUUCACACUGCACAUCUACCAGUACCGCAUGGAGAAGACUGGCAAGGGAGGGAUGUCGGGAGGUCGCAGUAGGCUCCACCUGAUAGACCUGGGCAGCUGUGUGAAGGUGCUGGGAGGAGGGAAGGGCAGAGACAGCAGCGGUAGUACCAGCACCACAGCAGCAGGGCUGUGUCUGUCUCUCUCUGCCCUGGGGAACGUCAUCCUGGCUCUGGUCAACGGCAGCAAACACAUCCCUUACAAGGACAGUAAGCUGUCCAUGCUACUGAGAGAGUCGCUGGGCAACAUGAACUGCCGGACUACCAUGAUCGCUCACAUCUCCUCGUCGCCUAGCAACUUCUCUGACACGCUCUCCACGAUCCAGAUCGCCUCGCGCCUCCUCCGCAUGAAGAAGAAGAAGACCAAAGUCAGCAUGCAAUACACAUCCAGUUCGUCAGGGGGUGAGAGUUCGUGUGAGGAGGGGCGUAUGCGUCGCCCCACUCACCUGAGACCGUUCCACUCCCGUAGCUCUGCAGACUCAGACCUGCCUCUGCUGCACCUCUCCAGCGACCCAGACAACUACUCCAGCAGCGAGCAGUCCUGUGACACUGUCAUCUAUGUGGGCCCCAAUGGGGGUGCCAUCUCGGACCGCGAGCUGACCGACAAUGAGGGCCCGCCAGAGUUCGUCCCCAUCAUCCCUGUUUUACUGAAGAGCAAAGCCGAGUCUGGCGUCGUGCCGACUAUGCCACCUCUGCAGCAGCAGCAGACAGUACUCCCCAAGCCCCAGGCUCAGCUUGUCCCUCCACAGACACACACCCAGCCCACUACCCUGCCGACCGAGCCCCUCAACGCCCUCAACCAGCCCCCGCUCCCCCUCCUCCAGCCCCCACUCCCUCUCCUCCAGCCCCUGGGUCAUCCCCUGCCCCCCGUGCCAGAGGAAGGGGCGGAGUGCCUGAAGUGCAACACCUUCGCUGAGCUGCAGGAGCGUCUGGAGUGUAUCGACGGGAGCGAGGAGGUGGCAAAGUUCCCCUUCGAGGAGGUGCCAGCUAACAGGGGGGCUAAGCCCGACACCCUGGUUCCCCCAGGGUCUGAGACGGGGCGUAAAGGAGGGGUGGUGGAGGAAGUAGAGCCCCUCAGGAGGAUGUCCAACGACCAGCAGCUCCAGGAGAUCAGGGAGGUGGUGGAGGAGGCAGAACUGGCCCAGACCAUGAUAGAGAGUCUGAGCCUGACCGGCAGCUGCAGUGUGACGGGUAGCAGUGGAGCAGGACAUACCAACACCAACCCUCUACAGAGGGCCAAGAGUGCCAGCCUCCAUGACAGUCGUGAGUCUCUGAGCGCGGGCAGUAGCAGUGAUGGUAAGCCCCGCCCCCUGGGCUCUCCUCGGCUGGGCAUCGCAUCUCUUUCCAAGACCUCUGACUACAGACCUCCCUCCUCACCCUCACAGCGCUGCAAGGUCUACACCCAGAAGGGUGUGAUGCCGGGAACGCCCCCUUUGUCCUGCCAGAGUCUGUCUACUGCAGACAGCCUGGCUGCAGACAGUGGGAGGUCCUCUACAGAGUCCCAGCCGGUGUCCCUGUCCAGAACCUCCCCCGCGGGGAUGAGUCCCUGGGUCCUCAAACGAACCAACUCCUCGUCUGCUAGCCUGGGGUCAGCUGAGACGCUGUGUGAUGAGAAUGUUCCUCAGAUUCCUCUGGAUGGACGCAGGGAUACCCAAGCUCCAGCCCCCAACCACUCCUCCAUCCCAGCCGACCCUAGCUCUCUGGGGGAAGACGAGCUGGUGUUCACCCUGGGGUGUAAGGAGGGGCUGGAGGUCCGGGGCCUGCUGGAGAGUGGCGGCCGUCCCAGCAGCAUCAUUAGCUUCAGCAGCGACUGUUCCGUCACUGCCAUGGACUCGGGGUCCCGCCCUAUCUCCAUCAACAGCAGCAUCAGCGAGGACCUGGAGCGCUAUGGAAACAACACUACUGUCGUUGCUACGUCCACCGGGGUGAUCCCCAUGACAACCGCCUCCGUCGCCGGAGUGAUCGCCAUGGCGGAGGUCAGCAUGGCAAAGCUUCAUGUGGAAGGAGAGGCGAUGGCGGCGGUGCCUAGCCGACGGUCAUCCAUCUCAUCGUGGCUAAGUGACCUGAGUGUUGUUAGCGACGGAGAUCAGUCUCUGCACAGCUUCAGCCAGUCCCAUGGACACGGGGAGGCUCUGGCCGAACCAGACCCCACACAGGUCCCCCUCUGUGGGGCAAAGGAGCAGGACGAGGCAUGCCUGGGUUAUGGAGGAAGGACGACUCCUGAGAGUGAAGUAGCAUUGUCUGGAGAUGUAAAAGGGAGAGAGACUAAAGAGAGGCUGAAGAGACUGCCUCCCUCCCUGGGUAAGACCACCAUCUCCCUCUCCGACAUGCAGACCCUGGGGGCCUCCAGCAACUUCCUCCCCUUCAAGACCAACAUUACAGUCCACCCCUGUGUGGCCGUCAAACCCAUGGUCAUACUCUCCUCCAUUACCAAGACUCACCUGCUGCCCAAGGACCCAGCCAAGACUGCCCUGGUCCUGGCCUCCAUGUCCAGCGAGCUCCGCUUCGAUGACCCCUGGAUGAAGAGAGACGGGGUGGACGUGAGGCCCAAGGAGCUGGUGUGUGAGGUGAAGCCAGAGAAGUGGGUGGUGGAUCCACCAGUCAAGACAGACCCAGCUAAGAGCAGCCAGGCCUGGCCCCAGGGCGAUAGGGCCAGCAGGGUGGACAGUGGCUAUGGAGGGGACCGUCACAGCUCCAGCAGCGGGGAGGCCAUCUCCUCUCCAGACUCCUGUAAGAGGGUAGUGGACGGCUCUGAGAUGGUGCUGGUCAGUUCUGGGGAGUGUCUGGUGACUCCUGUCUACUCUGCCGACAUCCUGCGCACUGCCAGUCUGCCCCGUGGCUGGCACCGGCUCAACCGCCACGACGGCCUGGAUGAGGACCCAAUCCGCUACGACGCUAACGGAGGAGGGGGGGAGUACCGAGGCCUGGGGGUCACCUCCUCCACCCCCUGUAGUCCCAGGGCGACCCUGGACCGAAGGGGGUAUUCCGGGAAACAUGGCCUAUUUUCCCGCCAGAAAGGUAUCCCACCGCUGCCACCAGUACGCAAGUCCAGUCUGGACCAGAAGAACAGGGCAGGAGGCCCCCUCAGCCCCAUGCACGCAGCCAGCCAUGGCCUCUCCUUCUUGAGGAGUACCCCGGAGGACCUGGGUGUGCUUGGAGGAGGUGGAGGGAAACAGAAGGGGUGCAAUGUGGAGAGCAGCAGGUUAUUCAGUGCUAAACUAGAGCAACUGGCUAACAGAACCAACUCUCUGGGUCGGUCCCAUGGAGGUCACAGCUCUCAUGGCCCCCACUACGACUGCCUCUCUUUGGAGAGGGGGGAGGCCUUCAGCUCCCUGGGCUGGAAGGUGGCAGCCGGAGGGGGGAGGGGGGACUGCACCAUGCCCCGUACCGGACGCAGCCUCACCCGUGGCAGCUCAUUGUCAUCCUCCUCCCCUAAAGGAAACGGUUCCGGUAACAGCCCUGGCAGCGCUCCCCAGUCACCCAAGUCGAGCCAGUCCAAGAUCUCAGCGGUCAGCAAGCUCCUGAUGGCCAGCCCUAAGACCCGGAGCCUGUCGGCCUCCAGCACCAAGACACUCAGCUUCUCCACCAAGUCUCUGCCCCAGUCUGUCAACCGCAGCUCCAGUCUGCCUCCCAACGGCAAGCCCCAGGGUCAGACCUCCACCCAGUGUCAGGGACAGAACCAGGCACCCAGCUCUGGCUCCUGGUCCACCCAGUCUCUGAGUCGCAACCGAGGGGGAGGCCUGGCCGCGAAGCUGCCUCUGAGAGCUGUCAACGGACGCAUCUCCGAGCUGCUCCAGGGCAGCGGAGGCUCUCGAUCCGCUGGUCACAACCGAGGAGGAGGCUCCGAGGCUGGGGAGGAGAGGGGUGCUGGAGGGGGUGGAGGUGGUGUCGGGGCACAGGGAGAGGAGAGACCCUUGGUAGUCCACACCCUCCCGUCUCCCUACAGUAAGAUCACAGCGCCCAGGCGGCCGCAUCGCUGCAGCAGCGGUCAUGCCAGUGACAACAGCAGUGUUCUGAGUGGGGAGCUGCCCCCGGCCAUGGGGAAGACGGCUCUGUUCUACCACAGUGGGGGCAGCAGUGGCUACGAGAGCAUGUUGAGGGACAGCGAGGCCACAGGAAGCACCUCCUCUGCCCAGGACUCUCUGAGCGAACACAGCUCAGCCACCAGCAGCAGCCGCCGCAGCCUCAAGAACAACAAGAAGAAGAACAGCAGCACAGGUACCCAGCGUCGUCGUCUGAUUCCCAGCCUGACCCCGGACUCGUCCUCUCCGGUCAGGAAGCCUGCCAUCAGCCCAGGUGUACGCUGGGUAGACGGGCCGCUACGCCCCGCCCCCAGGGGAACCUCAGAACCUUUCGAAAUAAAGGUCUACGAGAUAGACGACGUGGAGCGCAUGCAGAGGAGAGAGAAAGGCAACAAGGAGGUGGUUUAUUUCAGUGCUAAGCUGAAGAUCUUGGAAAACAGGCAGCAGCGGAUCUCCGAGGUCCGGGCCAAGUACGACUGGCUGAAGAAAGAGCUGGAGCAGACCAAGCAGCACCUGAUGCUGGAGCCAGAGAAAUGGACCACUGAAUUUGACCUGCAGCAGACGUUUGAGGUGGACUCUCUGGAGUACCUGGAGGCUCUAGAGGUGAUGACAGACAGACUGGAGACCAGGGUCAACUUCUGCAAGGCUCACCUCAUGAUGGUCACCUGCUUCGACGUCACCUGCCGACGCAGGUAGAACAAAGACCGGACAGGCGGACCACACCUCCUCUAGGACUCUUAGGACUCAUGGGAAGUGGAGACAACACAGCAGGAAGAGAGAGGGAUGGAGCAGAGGGAGGGAUUUCCCUGAGGAGGUGCAGAGGCAGACGGAGUCUAAAGAGGAAUAUUUUUUUAAGCAGCGGGCAAGGGAGCGAGAGAGGGAGAAGAGGAGGAGGAAGAAAAGGAGGAGGAGGAGGAGAGUGUUUUAAAGAAGGAGUAUAUCUCCCACCGGACAGGAACAUCACUUUUACAGAGGAGUUGUUGGAGUUUGUAAAUAAAGUUUUGCUUGCUUUGAAUAAGGCCUGGCUGACGGACGGCUAUUAGUCACGUAGGGAAACAAAGAGAAAAGAAUGACAGAAAGGAAAGAAAACCAACCAUGUGUGAGAGAGACAAGUGCCUUGCGAACACUUCGAAAUCUGAAACAUUUCUCCUGUAUUUGUGUACAAACGGUGCUAGCUGAAAAUAAUGAUAGAUCUGAAAAGUGUAAAUAAUCUGAAAAAAGUUUGACUCUGUUUCCUCUCCCUACCUAGCUGUUCUCAGUGGUUUGUACUUAUAUAGUUCUACACUAGUUAUGAUGCAACAUAUCAACUGUUACGUGUUCCUUUUUUAUACGUCUUUUUAUUCUCUGAAGAAAGUGGGACCACACAAAGUGCUUUAGGGGAUGCUAUAUACAGGUGUAGGAUCUUCAUUUGAGACAGUUUUCUACAGCAGGAAAAUAAUCCUGCAGCCACAGGAAAUGUGAAUUAUUAUGUGGAUUAAAAUUAACAUACAUUUUUGUAGGGGUUGAUUACAUUUUUCGUAAGGGAAAAACAAGUCUGACAUUUCUAAGUAUAAAUUACAAACUUCAGAAGCCUUUUUAAACCACAAAUACACUACAAGUUUAAAAUGUCCUGCAUUGCAGGAAAGUUCUCUUGCAACAGGGUGAUCAAAUUAAGAUCCUACAUCUGUAAGGACAGACAAUGUGAAUAGUGGUGGUGAAAUGCUAAGCCAAAACAUGGUUUCUCUUAUGGACCAUUGAUUUCCUUGUCACCACUCGGGCUAUGGUUUUGGCACCCGAAGUAUUCAGUUGUGGGUUCAGGCCUACCAUACACCAAUCCCCCCUCCCACUAACACCCUGACUAGAUCGUCCACACUGCGUUCGUGAGUGUUGCAAAAUAAAUGGUCACACUUUAAUUGGAUAGUUUGGAUAGCAUCUGUAGAUGCUCUACUAUCAUGUCAUACUAUCAACAAACUAGCUGUUGAUAAGCAACUGCUUGCUAAGGUUACGGUUACACAUAUGUUAUUCUUAUAAUUUCAUCCAAACUGCACGUGAACGAGCGUCUGCUUAUCCAGCUGCUAAAAUAGAACUUGGCUCAAUUUGAGAAGCUGGAAACGAUUCAGGUUCCGCCUCUCUCUUCUACUCAUUGGUUUUCACAAGCAUACUAACCCAUGUGGGUGAUUGAAAGAUGAGAGGAGAGAUUCAUCAAAGAUAACUAACUAAAAACUAACAAGGUUUCCCCUUUUAUCUGGGAAUUAAUCGUCAGAGUAGAGAAACACACAAUUCGACAAAGAUCCAGGGAAAAAAAUGGACCAUAUGCAAUUCAGUUAAAAUAACAACCCGAUGUUUAUCUCCCAGGACAAAUUAGCUAGCAACAGCAGUGUUUCCAUUAAUAUAGUUGGUUCACAGUUGAUUUUGGUAUUUUAAUUAACCUGCGUGUCCUGAUCUCGUCUGGUGGGGACAGACAAAAUCAACCUGCACACGUUGGCACGCGCAGAGCUGGUUUGGUCAAGGUGUAAAGAUGAUCAAGAGGUACAGAGAGACAUCAGCUAGAAGGGAGGAGAGAUGGAUGGAGGAGAAAAUGCUAGAAGAAAAUAGUACCAAUAGGGAAACAUAAUAACUACCACUGAGGGAAUGGGUGUAACAAUGUGAUUAAUGGGUUAAAGUGAAGCUGUCCUACAGUAUUCUAUAGGUCUAAGGCAGCAUUUACACAAGCAGCCUGAUUCUGAUCUGUUUUACACUAAUUGGUCAUUUGACCAAUCACAUCAGAUCUUUUUCAGAGCUGAAACCGAUAGGUCAAAAGACCAAUUAGGUAAAAAAAUAAUAAUAAUAAUAAUUGGACUGCCUGUGUAAACACAAAUGGAAAUCUGAGCGUAGAGGAAAACCUCCCAUUCACUCUGCUUGGUGCCACUGUCAUGGUGCAUUCACUCUGCUUGGUGCCACUGUCAUGGUGCAUUCACUCUGCUUGGUGCCACUGUCAUGGUGCAUUCACUCUGCUUGGUGCCACUGUCAUGGUGCAUUCACUCUGCUUGGUGCCACUGUCAUGGUGCAUUCACUUUGGUAGUAUUUUGUAAAUAUAUA